AUGAACCCGUUCGACUACCUGCACCUAGCCAUGCUACUGGUCGGCCCAAUCGCCGUAAUGAUUGGAUGUGGAGGAAAGAAGAAAGCACCACCUGCAAAGUCUGCCUCCAAGAUGACACCUCCACCAGCUCCCGCUCCACCUCCACCUGCUGCUCCAGAUGCUGCCGCUGCUCCAGCAGCCGACGCUGCCGCUGCUCCAGCCGACGGUGAAAAGAAGGACGGUGAUAAGAAGUCGGAGAAGAAGGAAGGAGAGAAGAAGGAUGAGGAGAAGAAGGAGGAUGAAAAGAAGGACGGAGACAAGAAGGACGAGGAAAAGAAGGACGAGGAAAAGAAGGAUGAUAAGAAGGAGGAUGAGAAGAAGGACGGUGAUAAGAAGAAGGGAGAUGAGAAGAAGUCCCAGAAGAGUGAGAAGAAGAGUGAAAAGAAGGAUGAGGAGAAGAAGGACGGUGAUAAGAAGGAUGAGGAGAAGAAGGAUGAUAAGAAGGAGGGAGAUGAGAAGAAGGAUGAGAAAAAGGAACAGUCUAAGAAGUCAAAGAAGUCCAACAAGUCCAAAAAGUCAAAACGAGACAAGAAGGAUGGUGAUAAGAAGGAUGGUGAUAAGAAGGACGACGACAAAAAGGAUGAUGACAAAAAGGACGAAAAGAAGGACGAUGAAAAGAAAGACGACGAUAAGAAAGAGGAGGAGAAGAAGGAGUAG
Messenger RNA from Caenorhabditis briggsae, 696 nucleotides. The record is from RefSeq and is a predicted model, not a curated record. The transcript is spliced from 2 exons. The coding region runs from base 1 to 696 and encodes 231 amino acids. Lineage: Eukaryota; Metazoa; Nematoda; Chromadorea; Rhabditida; Rhabditidae.